This is a messenger RNA of Lathyrus sativus (Indian pea), 699 nucleotides long. The record is from the annotation of a GenBank genome assembly. NCBI's taxonomy places the organism in Eukaryota, Viridiplantae, Streptophyta, Magnoliopsida, Fabales, Fabaceae.
AUGACCAAUCUAACACCUAUCCAACAAAAUCAGUUUGAAUUCCCAUUCGCUAAAAGGUGGUCUUCGCUUGGAAUGAAUUAUGAAAAUUGUCCCCACUUCAGUAUAACGCAGUACCGCAAUCUUAUUGAUCACUUGGCGCAAGAAGAUUUCAUUUGGCGGCCGUAUCUUGGUCUAGAAGCAUUUCAUCAAGUUGAACGACAAGAUUCUGCGGUGUGGAGUGCAAAGGUGCCCAUUAUCAACUUCACCACCGUCAAAAUGCACAACAGUGAUCGUGUGAAACUUCAAUUUGGAAUGCUUCAAGAUAUUCCAUGUCCCCCAAAGUGCAUACCCGACAAAUAUCACAACGGUAAAGUCUCCGACCAAUGGGAAUAUAAUCCGUGGACCAAGUAUGCAAAACACGAGUGUCGUGAAUGGAGGCAUCGCAACAACUAUGUUUUGUCCGACAAUGUGUUUCCAUACGAGAUGAAACAAUCUAUACAAUACAUGACUUGGUAUAAGUCUGUAUCAAUUGGUUUCAUUUCACAUCCAAGGUAUCUUAAUGACCCACGCCAACAAGAUUCAUCAUCAAGGCCCCAACAACCAACCCAGCCCUAUUUCCAACCGCCAACCCAACCUCAAUGCCAACCAUCAACCCAAUACUAUUUCCAACCGCCAACCCAACCCCAUUUCCAACCCCCACUCACAAUCACAGCCAUAUGA